This is a messenger RNA of Adineta steineri, 6480 nucleotides long. NCBI's taxonomy places the organism in Eukaryota, Metazoa, Rotifera, Eurotatoria, Adinetida, Adinetidae. The record is from the annotation of a GenBank genome assembly.
AUGGCAUUAACUGUAUUUUUAUUUAAAGUUUCUAAUCUUAAUAUUUCAAAAAUUUUCCCAGAAACUAAUGUUCCAAAUGAUAAUGAAUCAACAACAAGUACACGAUCAGUACGAUUUAUGGUCGAUGAAAAUCCAACAUUAGUUAGUGCUAGAAUAACAUUUCAAGGUAUUGGUCUUUGGUCAAACAAUGUUCCAGUAGUUGCAAAUGAAGCAAGUUUUCUGGCUCGAGGAAAAAAACCAAAAAAAUUCAAUUUCAAUUUGGCACGAUCAUUAACAGCAGAUGAUAAAUUACUUGUUGAGUUUUUUACAACAACAAUUAAAAAACGACGCAAAAAAUUACUUGGAGUUUUUGAAAUUAUGCUUGAACAAUUAGUUAUUUCAAAAUAUAUUGAUCUUCCAGAAGAAAAUUUAUCUGAUGCACAGAAUUAUUUAUUACCAUCAACUGUACAACUUAAACUUUAUUAUACACCACCAGAUAUUGAGAAAUACAAUGCUUCAUUAGGUAUAUCAGAUACAGGUCAAUUAGUCGAUUGGAAAAGUAUAUUUGACGAUGAAGGACGACACGGUGGACAUCGAUAUAGACAUACUCAAUCAAAAAAUGAUAGUAAAUUUAAAAAACUUCGUACAAGAAUUAAGGGCCGUACAGAUGAUGCUGAUACAGAUUCAUACAGUGAUUCAGAUUUUAAUGAAGCAGACAAACUUAAAAGUGGUGUACCGAUUGAUGAAGAAAAACAAAAUAGAAUAGAACGUGGUAAUAUAGAAUUAUUAGAAAAGAGUUUGGGUCGAUAUGAAGGUGAUCCAUAUGAAAUAAAUGAAUGGCAAAUUAUGAUACAUAUUAUUCAAGCACGAGAAUUGCCAGGACUUGAUCUUAAUCCAUAUAUAUGUAUUGAAAUUGAUGAGGAAAAAAAAUAUUCAAAUAGACAUCAAUCUUCUAAUUCACCAUAUUUUGGAGAAUUUUUCACAUUUGACUUUAAUCUUCCAGCUUCACAAGUUAUGCAAAAAGUUAUUUAUUUCAAAGUUCAUCAUGCACAAAAAUUCAUUAGUAAAUUUACUGAUACGAAACCAGUUGCCAUAUUUCGAAUAGAUGUUUCAACAGUAUAUAAUGAAAAAGAACAUGCAUUUGAACGAAAAUGGGCACAAUUAAUUAAUCCGGAAAGUAUUGAAUCUCAUUGUGGUUAUUUACUUGUUUCAAUUGCGGUUACAGAACGUGGUGCUCCAUCACGAAAUGUACUUGGUGAAGGAGUCGAAGAUGAUGAUGAAUAUAAACCAUCAAAAGCAUUAAUUCCUGCAGCUAUGCCACAUCCACUUUUUCCUGUUGAAAUAAAAAUAACAUUUUUUACUGCAGCAGAAUUACCUGAAAUGAUGACUGAUUUUUUAGCAUCAGUUUCAAAAAAAGUUCUUCAACCAGAAGGAUGGGAACCAGUUGAUCCUUAUGUUGAAAUUCAAUAUAAUACAUUGCGUGCAGUGACAAGUCAUCAUAAUGGUACAACACCUGUUUGGAGUGAAGCAUUUCAUUUAAUUGGACGUUUUCCACCACUUAUACGAACAGUUAAAAUAUCACUUAAAGAUCAUGCUUCGGUUCGACGUGAUCGUGUUAUUUCAUCAUUUGCUAUUGAUCUCUUUUCAAUAAGUGAAACAAAUUUACAAGCUGGAUUUUUACCAACAUUAGGUCCAACAUGGAUGUUUUUAUAUGGAAGUGCAAGAGAAUAUGCAGCAAGUAAAGAACAAGCAAGUCUUAGUGAAGGAAUGGGUGAAGCUAUUUGUUAUAAAGGACGUUUAUUAAUGGAAAUUGAAUGUCAUCCUGUUAGUGGAGAAAAUGCAUCGAAUUCGAAAAUACAAAAAGAAACUGGUGUUGUAUUACCUGAAGCACAUUUAUUUCCAAUGAAACGUACAUUUCUUUUAUGGGGUUGUAUAUAUGAUGUAACAAUGAUUGAUAAAGCAUUUGGUAAUGCAACAAUAUGUUUUGAAUUAAGUAUUGGUUCAAGUGGAUAUUUAACACCAGCACAAUUUGUUGAAGCAAUGCAUGUUCCAACAUCAUCAUUAUCACAAACAUAUCCACGUGUACCAGUUGAUAAUAAUAAACAACAUUUUCGUUUACCAAUUGAUUUAUUAAAACCAAUUAUAUAUACAAAAUAUACAUUUCAUGAUUAUAUGUUUCGUAUGACAUUAACAAAUCGUUUUAAACAUGCGUCUGAUCAUAUAUAUAAACAAAUUCGUCAAUUUGAAGCGAAAAUAAAUGCGAAAGUUACAAAUGAAGUUCUAACGGCUGAAUAUCAGAAAAUAAAAGAUUAUGUUCAUGCAUUACCAUGUGGAUGUGGUGAUGAAUCAUUAAAUAGUGAAAAUUUUGGUAUUUCACCUGUUGUUCAUCCAGAUUUAUCGGAAGUAUUAAAUGCAAGUACAGCAAAUUAUAAAAUGAAUACAUUAGAUGAAAAACGACGUAAAAAACUUCUUAUAAAUCUUGAAUCAGUUAAAGCGUGGGUUUCAAAAAAAAUGGAUUUUGAUGAAUCAAAACGAUACGAUAUUGUUAAAGAAUUAAAUAAAAUAGCUCGUUCAUUUCGACAAAUGGCUUUUGAUGCACAACCAGCUUUACCGGAUGUAUUUUUAUGGAUGAUAUGUGAUUCGAAACGUGUAGCUUAUGCACGUAUUCCACCGGAAGAUCUUCUUUUUAAUUUAUGUGCAGGUGAUAAAGGUUUAUAUAAUGGUCGUGUACACACAUUUUUUCUCAAAACACCAAAAUCAUCAGAUCAACCAUUAAAUCCAUCAACAAAUGCUAAAGUACAAAUGUAUCUUUGGCUUGGAAUUGAAGAAUAUGAACCAUAUAUAUAUAAAUAUCUACCACCUGGUUUUGAGAUGCCACAAUUACCAUUACUAACUUCAACAAAAACUAUACGAUAUACUAAACGAUGUUUUUAUGAAGUACGAUGUCAUUGUCUUAAAGCAAGAGCUUUACUUGCUUCAGAUGAUACUGGUUUAUCUGAUCCUUUUCUAAGUAUUACUGUUGGAAGUUCGACACAAACGACACCAGUUCUUUUACAAUCUUUAUGUCCACAAUGGAAUAUGACAUUAGCAUUUAAAAAUUUAAUACAUAUUGGCACACAAGAAUCAGCUGAAGAAAUUAUUGGAAAUGUUGUUGUUGAAAUUUACGAUUAUGAUGAAGAUAUUGAUGGACCUGAUUUAAUUGGACGUUUUUCUACAACAGCUAAACUUAAUUCAAAUAAUAAAAAUGAUUCAAAUAAGGGAUAUCCAUUUGAAUGGUUUGAACUUAAAAUUGGUGAUAAACGAGCUGGUGAACUUUUAGCUGCAUUUGAACUUGUUGAAAUUGAUCCAGACACACGAGUAGCUGUAUCAGCCUGUGAGCUUGAACAGAUUCCAGUAACUUUUGAGAGAUUUCCACCUAAAAAUUAUGUUACUAAAGCAAUAAAAAGACAUCAUCUUUAUGAAAUUCCAAGUUCAUUAAUGCCUCCUAUGAAAACUUAUGAUAUUGAAAUUAUGUUUUGGGGUUUACGUGAAUGUCGUUCAAUUGGUUUUCAAGCAAUAAAUCAAGCUGAAGUAACAAUUGAAUGUGCUAGUGAACGUAUAACAAGAACAAUAAAAGAUGUACAAAAAUAUCCAAAUUUUUCAGUAUCAACAGGUCAACCCGAUUUUUAUACACUUCGUGUUGAUCUACCAGAUGAUAAUAAUUUUUGGCCACAUUUAAGUAUUCUUUGUAUACAAAAUCGACUUUUUGGACAGAAAGAAGUCGUUGGGAAUCUAGUUGUAACUGAUCUACAAAAAUUUAUUGAAAAACCACAUGCUCAUUUAUCACCAGGAAAUGAAGCUCUAGCAGAUGCUAUUAAUGAAAUAACAAAAAUGAUGCCAUACGAUUUUAAUCGUGUACGAAAAUCGAUUGUUGAUGCAUAUGAAGCUGCCCUAGCAUCAAAAAAUAAAGAUAUAGGAAAAGAAAAAUUAAGUAAAUUAGAAAAUGCAGGGGGUCAUGCUACCCCCGGUUCUGAAAGUCAAAUAGCAAUUAUUGAUGCUGAUGCAUUACAAGAAGAAAAUGAUGAUGAUACAUCAUCAAAAGAUGCAAAAGAUAAAGAAGGAAAAGACGAUAAAGAUGCCAAUGCAGCUAAUGAACCAAUAAUUCCUGAUAAUUCUGAACAUAAACCUAUAUCAACAUUAGAAAAAAUAAAAAGAAAUGAUAUGGAAAAAGUUGCUGGAUGGUGGAAUAAAUAUUAUGCAUCGAAAGCUAAAUUAAGAUUGGCACAACGUGCUAAUGCAAAUUUAUAUGAAGAUUCAAUGGAUACAACUAUUGCUUAUGCAGAUUUUUAUGAUAAUAAAAAAAAACCAAAUAAAAAAUCGUUCGAUGUAUUGAAUGCAUUGAGAAAAAUAUUUUCACGUGCUGGAAAAGCUCAAAAAACCUUUCGACGUUUUGCUGCUGCACAAUUGGAUCAAUCUGAAGAUGCGAAUAAACCAAAAUCAGCUGUUGAUGAAAGUUUAGAUAAUAUUGAAACUGAUCGUCUUAAAGAAUUAACAUUAUUACAAACAUUUGAUAUUGUUGAGACAGAAUUAGAAAAUGUUUAUGCUUAUGAAGGUUUUAAUGAUUGUCUUGAUACAUUUUCAUUAUUUAAAGGUAAAGGAUCAAAUCGGUCUGAUGAAACAGGAGAUGAUAAACGUAUCUAUGCAAAAUUUAAGGGUAAAUUGCGUAUUCGAGAGGUAACAAGUAUGACUGAUCAAACAGCUAUGUCAACAUUUAAUAUUGAUCGUAUUCCGCGACUAUCUGCACUUCCAGGUCCAUUAACUACUGAUGCCAGUACGUUUCAACACUCGAAAGAUGCUUUAUUGACACAAACAAAUCAGCAAAUGUCUCAAUUUAAUUUAAAUGAACAUCGUAUUACACUUAAAUGUCGAUUGUAUCUCAUCAAAGCUCUAUUAUAUCGUGGAUGGGAUGCAUCAGGCAAAGCGGAUCCAUUUAUAAAAAUUGCCUUAGGUGACAAUACAAUCAUUGAUGAUACUAAAGGAAAACUUCAUAAUACAUUAGAACCUGUUUUUGGAAGAUCAUAUGAAUUUGAUGUUACAAUACCAAGUGAUUCUUUAUUACGUAUACAAAUAUGGGAUUGGGAUAUGACAAGUUCUAAUGAUAUUAUAGCUGAAACAAAAAUUGAUAUUGAAAAUCGUUUUUUUUCAUGUCAUAGAGCAACAUGUGGUUUACCACAACGAUAUGAUAGUGCGGGUUAUAAUGCAUGGCGUGAUACAAAAAAACCUACAGUUAUUCUAUCUGAGUUAUGUCAAAGUACAACUGAUUUGACACCAGACUAUUCCGAAGAUUUUCAAUCAGUUACAGUUGGUGAUCAAACAUUUAGUUGUGAUCCAGCAUGUGUUGAAUUUAUAAUGAAUGUUAAAUCAGCUCAAGCAACAUUACAUAGAAGAGUUCAUCAUGAAUCACCUGCAGAAUAUAUUCAACAAAAUACAGCAUUAGUUGCACUUCAAGCAUGGGGAAAAAAAAUAAAUCCAAAAUGUGCAUUAGUUGCUGAACAUAUUGAAUGUCGAUCAUUAUUUAACGAUGAAUUUCCUGAAACUGAACAAGGAAAAUUAGAAAUGUGGUUAGAUUUUUUUCCAAUGUCACGACCACCAACAAGUGCUCCAAUUGAUAUAACACCGCCCGUACCUACACCCUACCAAUUACGUUUAACUAUUUGGAAUACUAAUGAUGUUGAAUUAAAUGAUGAAAAUUUUGUUACUGGAGAAAAAACAUCUGAUAUUUAUGUUAAAGCAUGGAUAUUAGGAGAAAAUGUUGAUUCACAACAAACUGAUGUUCAUUAUCGAUCAUUGACAGGCGAAGGAAAUUUUAAUUGGCGAUUUGUAUUUGAUUUUACUUAUUUAGAAAUAGAGGAAAAAAUUGUUUAUGAAGCAAAAGAUUCUCUAUUUCAAGUUGGCAAUACGACAAAAAAAAUACCACCUAGAAUUGUUAUUCGUGUUUAUGAUGCAGAUUUAUUAUCAGCAGAUGAUUUUCUAGGUGAAUGUGUUCUUACUUUAACACAUAUACCACUCGGUGCAAGAACAGCAAAAAAAUGUAAAGCAAAUAUUGUACUCGAUUCUAAACAACCAUCAACUAAUUUAUUUGUUACUAAACGUCUUGUUGGUCAUUGGCCAAUGAUUGCACCACAAACAGAAGGUGUUAUUCGUGAUAAAAAUUUAUUAGGUGGAAAAGUUGAAGCAGAAUUUUCACUUCUUACUGCUGAAGAAGCAGAAAAAAAUCCUGUUGGAAAAGCACGUGAAGCACCACAACCACUUGAUGAACCUAAUCGACCAAAAACAUCAUUUCUUUGGUUUACAUCUCCAUGGAAAGUAUUUCGUUAUAUUAUAUGGCGUAAUUCGAAAUGGCCAAUUAUUAUUGCACUCAUCGCAAUUAUUUGUAUUGUCUUUCUCUUACUUGCCAUUUGGACAUUACCUGGUGCAGUUGCUACAGCAAUAGCACAGAAAGUUUUCAAAAGCGGUGGUUAA